AUGUUGAUAAUAUCUUACGUAACUGGUAAUGAUUCUGCUAUCAUUGCUUACCUUCUUCAGCAAAUGCACAAGGCUUUUUCUAUGAAAGAGCUUGGUUCUCUGUCCUAUUUUCUGGGAAUUUCAGUUCAUUCUGAUGAGCAUGGUUACUUCUUAUCUCGAGCCAAGUAUGCAGCUGCCUUAUUGCACAAAGCAGGUUUGCAAGACUGCAAACCAUGCUCUUUUCCUAUGGUUGUUAAAACUGUAUGUUCUGCAGCUGAUUCUCUACCAUUUGCUCAGCCCUUUUUGUAUAGAAGUUUAGUAGGUGGUCUGCAAUAUUUGACUAUCACCAGACCUGAUCUCUCCUAUGCUAUUAAUCAGGUUUGUCCGUUUAUGCAUCUUCCCACUAAUGCUCAUUUUCAAGUAGUUAAGAGGCUUCUUCGAUAUGUGAAAGGGACUUUGUCUCAUGGUCUUUCUUUCAUACCUAGUCCUUUUGAUCUUUCUGCCUUUUCAGACUCUAAUUGGGGCAGUGAUAGUCUUGAUCGAAAAUCCACCUUUAGCUAUUGUGUAUAUCUUGGCUCAAACUUGAUUUCCUGGUCAGCCAAAAAGCAAGCAACUAUUUAUCGAUCAUCCACUGAAGCUGAGUAUCGAGCCUUAGCUCAUACCAUAGCUGAGCUCACUUGGAUUCAGCAGUUGCUCAAAGAUUUUCGUGUUUCCUCUUCUACUAUUCCUGCUAUCUGUUAUCGAUUUAUAUUUCACGAUUUUGUCUGGUUAUGGGUAGUUAUCUGA
Molecule: messenger RNA, 765 nt
Organism: Camellia sinensis
Lineage: Eukaryota; Viridiplantae; Streptophyta; Magnoliopsida; Ericales; Theaceae
Source: RefSeq, a predicted model, not a curated record